AUGAAACGCCCAGAGAAGCUGUAUAGUCAUCUGAACGCGGGACUUGAACGGGAAAAGCCACUUCGGUUUCACCCCUACUAAGGAGUGGCAGCUAAAUUUUAGACGCGACACAUUUUAUUUCGCAACACUCGCCAGCGUUUUUCAGGUUAAAACGCAUCAAGAAAAACACCACGGCAACAGUUACAUCUCAACAGUGUUGUUAAACGAAAGCAACAAUUUUGGCGGGAAUAGGCUAGUCCAGAAAUUGGCAGAAAACAGCCAGCCCAACCGAAAUAUAUGGACAACAUUUCGCUACUUGGAAUCUUUAAGGGUGAGCUUAUUGAGCUUUUCUUCUUACCUUCUGUCGACGAAAAUCCCACGAAUGGCGAUCACAAAAUACCCGAGCGUGAACUAUUUCAAUAUUUACUCAAACAAAAUACACAAUCAUCCAUUCUAAGAGAAAUCGACCACGAAUCCAAGAUAAUCGAAGUGGAAACUGAUCGGCAAAGGGGUAAGUCUAUUAAAAAUGAACCUUUCCACACUUUCGUCAUCUUCAAAACUGAAAAAGUCUGGUGGUCCUUAGAAAAGACCGCGAAAGACGCAGUCGUUUUGCAACGAUUCCGCGACAAAAAUGAAGUCAAGAACAAGUUUAAAGAAACUGAAAUUCUUGCCGAAAAACUGGAGGGAAAAGGUUGCAUGAGAGAGUUGUUAACAUUUUUAUGGAUUCACAUGAUUAUAGAUGUCAAAUACCAACGUCAUUUAUCUCGCUGCGAGUCAUUCAUCCCGUUGAUUAUGAGAAAAAUCACGAAAAUCGGUUACAAAUACGAGAAAGAUUUCACUUAUUCUACUUUGUCUGCUGAAGAAAAGAACCCCGAAUUAUCAGAUUUAAUGGAUUUCCUUUUAAAUGUUUCCGAUUGGCAUCCGCUUGUCGUUGCAACUUAUUUGGGAGACACGGUAUUACUCGACAGAUUAAAGCAAGACGGAAAGUACAACAUCAACGGCGUGUACAACAACUUGACUCUGCUCAACCUGGCCAUUCUUUUUGAUAAAACUGAAAUGGUUCAACAUUUCCUACAAAAAACCAACGCCGAUCCCACUAGAUGCGACGAAAAAGGAAGGAACGCACUUCACACGGUGGCCAAAUUCAACCGGGAAAAGGAAAUUGUUAACUCAUUAUUAAAAGUUAAGAAAAUUAAUAUCGAUCAAUGUGAUGCAACUGGAACGACAGCCCUCAAUCACGCAAUCAUUGCAUCCAACACCACAGUCGUUCGUUACUUAUUACAUUACGGCGCAAAUCCCAAAAAACAGGACCAGAUUGGCCGUUGGCCACUUAAUGUGGCGGCAUCCUACGCCACAGACCCGAUAAUCAUCGAUCUAUUACUUGAUAAUAAGGAAAUAAUUGACGUUGAUGAUUGCGACAAAUUCGGCGUUACCGCCCUUCAUCACGCCGCCAUGGCGUCAAAUAAUAAAAUGGCAAGUCACCUGUUGGCAAAGGGCGCCGACAUCAACCGACGUGACAAGCACGGUGUUACUCCACUUCACGUGGCUGCAUUCUUUGCAAAGGACAUGAAAUUGAUCGAUUUGUUUCUUGACAAUAAAAAGGUUGAUCUACACUAUUGCGACGAACUUGGGCAAAAUGUCAUCGCCUACGCCCAGAAAAACACCUACGGAAUGCGAAAAGAAAUUAUUGAUCGCGUGAGUAAAAUAGACUACGGAGUAAUCAAAGAAUACAGUUUAAUGAAAAUGGCCAAGUCUGAAAUGCACACCCCCAUCUGGAAAAGAAUCGUUUGUUUUUGCCAGCACCUUUCAGCCUUAAUCGCUCCACUUAUGAAAAACUACAAAUUAAAACUUUUCUACGUUCCUUUUUCCGACCUCAAACCCGGAAAGGGCAUCGAAAUAUCUGAAUCUGUGUUGAUUCGGAACAUAGCCGACAAAAGAAGUAUUAAACAAGUGAAUAUUUCCAAGUCUGAAAUAUGUAAUACAACGAAACUUUUAGGUGACCUCAAUGUCCAUUUAAACAUCACACAACUUAAAAUUUGCCAAAGUAAUGGCAACAAUUCGGUGGCGAAUUUAAUUAAAGCUUUUCACUCUUUCAUCAUUUUUCGAACGACCAGUGACAAGGACGGAGUACACUGGUGGUCUUUGGACAAGAAGGCGGAUUACAUCGUCCUGCAACGAUCCCGCAACAAGGACGCCGUCAAAAACAAGUUUGGGAGCCAAGAGCGAAAGAAUGUCAAAUGCAAUAUUCAAGACUUGGUAGAAAAAUGUUCAAUCAAGGACCUUUUAACAAUCCUUUGGAUCCAUCAAGUCAUGCAAGAAUUCAACCUAAACAAAAGUUCAAACAGUCAAUCCUUCGUCACUUUUGUCAGCAAAGCCAUCACGGUGAGAGACAACAAGGAACAUCAAAGUGACGAAACGUUGGAUUUAAUUCAAACUCUUUCAUCAGGUGUAUCUAAAUGGCAUCCAUUAUUCCUUCCCAUUUAUUUAGAAAAUACCAACCUGUUUGGCAGAAUCAAGGAAUUGACAAAUUGCGACUAUUUCAAUGACAAACUCAGCCCGCUAAACUUGGCAAUUGCAAUUCCUUGCGAGGCAAAAAUGAUUCGACAUCUUUUAGAAAAAGACGAUCCCACGAAUCGCGAUGUGUCGGGGAGAAAUGCACUUGAAAUAGCAGCCAUCUACGCAGAAAACACGGAGGUAUUGGAUUUACUCUUAACACACGAAAACGUGAAAAUUGGCGGAUGCGACGAAUCCUGGAGAACUGCCCUACAUUUCGCCGCCGCUUCAUCCAAUGCCAUCGCUGCCGGACGUUUAAUCGAAAGGGGCGCAGAUCCCAACCUAUUGGACAGCCAUGGCCGUUGUCCACUUCAUCUGGCGGCAUUCUUUGCCAAGGACAUUGACAUCGUCGAUGUUUUUCUCAACGACAAGCAAGUUCGAGUCAAUUCGUUGGACAAUGAUGGGAGAAAUGCGCUUUACUACGCCGAAUACAACCAGCACGGACUAACCAAAGAGAUUGUCAAUCGUUUGAAGGAAAACGGCAUCGCUGAAAAAAAAAGGUCUACUAGCAACAAUGCUCCUCCACUUGAAGUUGGGAUUCAGGAAUAUUCCAAUCCAGAAUUGGAUAAAUUUCUUACUCAUGGAAAAGUGGAGAGCAAAAAUGGCGGCAAACGCAAAAAAAAACUAUCUGAUCCACUUCAUACGGCAACACAGCAAUCCUGUAAGAGUACGCAUAUCCUAUUAGGCAAAUCUGUCAAUUCAUAUAAAAAACAAAUAAAAAAAACAUUAAACAUUUUCUUUGUAAGCGUUCUGGCAACAUUUUGUUUUGCCUACAUGAACAAAUCAGAAAUUGUACGUCUCAUUGCAACGUUAUCACCCAACACGUUUAUUGCCAUUUUUGAAGACCAGUCAAAGCAGUUAGUCUUUAAAACGAAUGCAAACCAACGCUCAAGUUGGUCGGAUUACCUUUUCAAGACCAAACCAUACAACGGAUUCUCUGAUAAUUCAUAUUCAAUGACCAUCAAAGAUGAAUUAAAUAGUGACGAUAGAGCGUCAAAAAUGAUCGGCGAAUGGCUGAGCUAUUUUUAUGAUCAUACCAUCACCAUCAUUGAAUGGCUAUUAACACAAGAAUGUGGCUUGCUUGUGUUGUGCGUUGCAGUGUGUUUUGUAAUGUUUCAAUGGCAAUUUAAUUUCAAUGGCAAAGGUUUGUUUGGUGGAAAGUACAAGAAAAUGUGGCUCUUCGUGCCCGAAGCUGAUAAAAAACCUAAAGAGAAACACGAAAUAUCGGAAGCAGCGCUCUUUCGAUUUUUACUCAACGAAGAAACUUUGCAACAAUUCGGUGAAGCUGAAAUACCCGAAAUGCUGGGAAUUUUAAAAGACAUAGACAAGAAUUCAAAAAUCACUCAAGUCGAAACCCACCAAAGCAGCAUGGGCCCAGCGACAGAUUUUCUGCAGGCAUUUCACGUGUUCAUCGUCUUCAAAACGACAAGUGAAAUAGACGGAGAGUAUUGGUACUCUUUAGAAAAGAACACGAAACACAUCGUCUUGCAACAAUCGCGCAACAAAGAAGACGUCAAGGACAAGUUGGAAGGCGAACCACGAAAACGAGUGAAACUCAUUCGAGAAGAUUUGGAAGGAAAAGGUUCAAUCAAGGAUCUGUUUGCAAUACUUUUGAAGCAUGAAGUCAUUCAAGAACUCUACAAUGUCGCGGGAUCCAACUGUCAGUCCUUUGUCUCUUUCACCAGCAAACAAAUGACUGCUGAAAAGGGAUACAAGUACAAGGGUUACAAAUACCUCGCAUCUUAUGAAAGGACAUGCAAUAACCAAUACACCCAAAAUUUGCAACUCAUAAAUUCCUUAACGGGUGUGACCGGGUGGCCCCCUUUAUUCAUUUUCGUUUAUUUGGAAAACACUUAUGGUUUUGAUAAAGUGAUGAGGAAUGGCAAGUACGACAUCAACGCCCUCCACGGGGGAAUCACUCCGCUCCAAUUUGCGAUUAGGUUGGAUAAAACCAACAUGGUCAAACAUCUUCUAAAAGAUCCAAUCAAUGCCGAUCCAACAACGCGCGACAGUAAAUUCGGGUGGAAUGCACUUCACGUGGCAGUAACGUACACAUUGAAAACAGAGAUCAUUGAUUUGCUAUUAGCUCAUCCCAAAGUCAACGUUGACGAUGUAGACGGAGAUGGACUAGCGGCUCUACAUCGGGCCGCUUUGGUUUCCAACGUCAUCGCUGUUAAAAAAUUAUUAGAAAAAGGAGCCAAUCCCAACAUUGGCGACAAAUGGGGUUAUUCUCCUCUUCAUGUAGCAGCUUCUUUCGGAAAGAGAACAGAGAUCAUCGAUCUAAUCCUUCAAGCUCAAAAUCACGUUGACGACGACAAAGCUCCAGAUGGAUCAACUGCACUUCAUUACGCCGCCAUGGAAUCCAAUGAAAUCACAGCUGAGCAUUUGAUCGAAAAGGGCGCUGAUCUCUAUUGCCGAAACAAUAAUGGCGAUACUCCACUUCACGUGGCUGUAGCCGGUGCAAAGGACAUGCAAAUCAUCGACUUUUUCUUACGAAAAAUGAAAGAUAAAGACAUGUUGUACCAGUACAUUAAAGCUGGCAAACUUUUAUAUCACGCCUACAGCAACAAGAACUUACUAGGAGCGGAAAUUGCUGCUCGGUUGAAGGCAAUCGAUAGGAUACAAAAACCUCAAAGUUGGGCUGACAAAAUACUUGAGGUAGGCCUACUCCGACGCCGUGUCUUCGCGAAGUGCGUCAAGCUUUUACUUGAGUUCUUCAAGGAAAAGGAAGUCACAAAUUCUUCCUCUUGUUUUACGCCACUGGAUCGCCUCCAAAUAGAAAACGCAAAGAAUGACCAAGAAAUUGAUGAAAAUCUGAAAGAAGGAAAAUUCGACAUCAACAGCCGCGAUCAAAAUGGAGACACUCCUCUUUUUUGGGCAAUACGCGCAAACAAAGUGGAAAAGGUUAAAAUUUUGCUGGAAAGAGGUGCCGAUCCUACCAAACUGAACAACGAAGGCCUCACUCCGUUUCAAGUGGCAGUGACACAAAAUAAACACUCGGAGAUUCUAGACUUACUUCUGGAAGACGAAGAUGUUGACAUCAAUGACGGUGGCAUAUCUGGAUACACUCUUCUUCAUUGGGCAAUGGCAACAUCCAACGUGACUGUCGUUGACUUCCUGUUAUCAAGAGGAGCGAACCCCAACGUCGCUGGCCAAAAUGGAGCCACUCCGCUUCAUAUGGCGGCCUAUUGUGCAGACAAAACCGACGUUCUCGACCUGAUCCUGAAAACGAAACAAGUCGACAUCAACCGUCGUGACAAAAAUGGCCAAACUGCUCUUCAUUAUGCAGUUAGAGGAUACAGAGUGGAUAAUGUUGGCUACUUGCUGGAAAACGGAGCCAAUCCCGCCAUUCGCGACGAGAAUGGCUACACUCCUGUUCAUCUGGUAGCAGCGGCAGUCAAUAAAGACUCGGCUAUUCUCGACUUAUUUCGGUCAAAUGGAAAAAAAACUGAGAUUGAUGAAAGGGACAACGCAGAAGACUUGGGCAUCGUAGAACUACCGCCGAGUCAGAAAGACGCGGCCAAUGUCGACUCCUUGGACAACAGUGGAGUACAGCAACAUAUCCAGGGGCAAAGUGAAGAAAUGUCCAGUCCUUUGCAAGACGCCACGCAAAUCGGCAAACCCUGCGACGAAUCCAAGUUGAAAUCCCCUUAGGAGACGUUCGACGGUCAGCAUUCACAAUAUUAAAUACUAAAUAAAUAUGCAGUAAAUAACAAAUGCGGAACGCUUUAUACUUUUACACUUAAAAUUAAAUUUCAGCUUAAAUCCAUACCGUCACAGCAGUGUAAUUCGCCUGCCAAUUGUAUGUUGUUGUGGUGUUGGGUUCAUUACUUGAUUCUGCUUGAGAUAUUACUUUAUUAGCUUCGAAUAUUACUUUAGCCAGCUUCAAAAUAGGACAGAUAGACAAAUGGAAAAGUAAUUUUUUCAUAUUACACUGUUUAAUUUAAGUAUACGAUAACAUGGCUAUUUUAAACGUUAAAUUUCCUAAUCAUUUUAGCUGUUUAUUUUAGCUGUUGAUUUUAUCUUUUUGAUCGCUUCAUCUUCUUUUCCAACGGACAGUGAUCAGCGACUAACUCCUUGGCAAUCAAAUAGUCAACAAACGGUCGUAAUCUCCCUUUGAGUUAAAACAUGCAAAAACGAUGCACACAAUUGAAAUUUCCGAGUUAUUGAAAUUGUUAUCUCAAUUGCGACAACCGAAGGCAAUAAUGCCAUGGUUUAUACGCAAAACGGAACGCAAAGGGACUGAGUGAGAAAAUGUUUGGCAGAUUACAUCAAAAAGAAAAAUCAGCAAUAAAAAAAAAAAAAUUUCAAUUUUACAACGACAAACCCUAAUGCUGAAUUAAGCAAUAAAAUCGAGCACCGCUUGCGAAAUAAAGAAAGGAAACGUAAAAUCACCAGGAAACGUUAAAUACCCUAACAACAAUAAAAAAACGUUAAGCGAAGGCAAAAUUCGAUUUAACCUACUAUCCACACCAAUAGUGAUAGCAUUAAGCAAAUUAAGCUGUUUUGUCAAAUAGACGGCUACAGCCAAAGCCUCGCUUUAUGUUCUCCCUGUAAUAUUUCAAUAUUGCAGUUUAAUCAGCUCUUGAAUUUGUAUUGUUGACACAUGUACCACGACAUUGCCUGCACCCACAUAACAAAUGGUUUCAUAGAUUCCACCUUCUAAAUCUGGCAAAGAAAUUCACUUGGUCAGAAACCCAUUCAGUUCAAAUUGGCAUAUGUUCAAUUACACAGUUACCCAACGCUUCAAAACCAGAUCUUUAUUAUAACGAUCUUUUAAUGCCAUAUCGGGAAGGCUGAGUAAUCCUCCAAGGGAUUCCGGAUUCGUGUUUAAAGUAUCGAAACGUCGAUAGAAAGUGGUGUCAAAAUGGAGACAAGUAUACUAGGGCAACGCAUAUCAAAAGUCAGAUUAGCGCAAGCAAGGAGAUUAUUUAUCCUGUCGUCUAACGCAACCCCAAUGUGGCUUGAAAAAACGGUUGGUACACAAGGUUAAAAGGUUGGCACGCUGGGAAUAAUGUCGUAACCAAAGAAAUAAAGAGGCGCAUGCUACAUGAAAUGCAACAGCGUUCACGUUAGUAAAGAUAAUCAAUCCAACAAACAGGUCAAAAUACACUUUUCCACAAUAGACUUGCCCGUCAAGUAAACAUUUCGACAUUAGGUUCUCAAGAAACGAUAAAUAUUAAAUAAUGUUCACGCGUUCAAAGGUGUAAAGUGUAGCGACCGAAGAUCAAGGAAGGGACUGAAUUUUAUACGACUGGACACUUGAGAAAAGAGAAAGAAAAAAAUUCAACCAUUAACGAUAACGACAUCACUAGACAAAGAAAAGUGCCUGAAGUACAACAGUCAAACGUAAUUAUGUAACGAUUUUUGAUAUUAACUGAUCUCGAGUGCCUUUUACUUUUACCACCAACGUCAUAACUUAUUACCUAAUUAGAUAUAGCCACUGCCGUAUUUCUUUGGGCAAGUCGGAAACUUUGAUAAAUCAUCACUUAUCAAACUUUUCUAGGUUGGUGUUGACUUAAUGAAGUCGGAAACUCAGCGGUAACUGUAUUAGUUGUAUCAAGAUAAGUUUCGAGAGAAAGACACUUUUGUAAAAAAAGCAACUUGAAAGAAAUGCUGUCAAGUAUAAGACUUUUCAAAUCAAAAUGUUUUAUCGUUUUCAAAAAAAUGUUGGAAUGAAAUUAAUUCUAUACAGUCAAUUUCAUACUGGAAUCAAAAUUUGGAGCAACUGCGAGACACGCAAUCCUUCCUGGAGGUGAGGGAUCGCCGCACUAUCGACUACGGCGCAUUUCGUACCAAACUCUGAGCUGACAGCAGCCACGGACGGAUGGCAAGAGUUGAAAGAGAAAUUGAAAUAUUUUUUUCUAAACACGACCGCAUUAAAAAAAUUCUAGGCAAUUCCAAGAAAUCCAGUAAAAAGGAAAUUAAACUAAAACGCCACAACGACAACAUUUAGAUGACACAUAUUACUUGAAUAACGCAUCUUCAAAAUGGGAGGGAUAGACGCAUGAAAGGUAAUUUUUUCAAAUUACAUUACUGUUUAAUUAAAGUAUCCGAUUAAAAAGCUAUUCAAAAUGCGGUCAAAUUUUCUAAUCAUUUUAUAUUGUUGAUCGCUGGUCGUUUCAACUUCUUUUCCAACGAACAGCGAACUCGGCAAUCAAACAGUCAAACUCACCAAACGGCAAUGCAAA
Messenger RNA from Daphnia pulex (common water flea), 8723 nucleotides. RefSeq lists its product as uncharacterized. The record is from RefSeq and is a predicted model, not a curated record. The coding region runs from base 277 to 6186 and encodes 1969 amino acids. Gene Ontology annotation, cellular component: nucleus. Lineage: Eukaryota; Metazoa; Arthropoda; Branchiopoda; Diplostraca; Daphniidae. Gene Ontology annotation, molecular function: protein binding. The transcript is spliced from 2 exons. Gene Ontology annotation, biological process: regulation of gene expression.